UCUCGUUUUCUUCUUAGAUGCUCCACUCCAAUGUGACAGUGAUUUGAACAAAUAAGUUCCGGAAAAUGGAAAACCAAAACCAAAAAUCAACCCCGACCCAACCAAAUCAACGACUCGGCUCACCGAGUCGAGAACUGCACUCAACCUCUUCUAAUGAACAAUCCCAGAAACGGAACAGCCCUGAAUCACCGCGGCACGAAAGCCACGUUUCUGCUCAAUCCCCCGAACUGUCGAGAAACGGCAGCUUUCCUCCGCCGUUGUUUCCACAAGAAAUAAUUUUUGAAAUCCUCUCGAAUUUACCCGUUAAGUCCCUCCUCCGUUUCAGGUGCGUUUCCAAAUCCUGGAAAUCCCUCAUAGCUGACAAUUUCUUCAUCAAAAAGCACCUCAAAAGAACCCAAAACGACCCCGAAUUCUCCAAAAAACGAGUCUUAAUCAACAUUGCAGACAUCGCCCCCCGCACCCAACUCGGAUCCACCAUCAAAUCAUGCUCCCUUACCCUUAAAUCUAUAUUCGAAGACCCAAAUGUUAAUACCACGGAAAUCGAAUACCCAUCGAAUAAUGAGUCUCAUAGUGAUUGGAUUGUGGGCUCAUGUAAUGGUUUGGUUUGCAUAACUAUUAGAGAAAAUACAGUCCUUUUAUUAAACCCGACUUUAAGGGUUUCCAAAAGGUUGCCUGAUAUAGGUUUUAAGAAAAGGAGGGGUUAUACUGUUUAUGGGUUUGGUUUUGAUGCUUCCGUUGAUGAAUAUAAGGUUGUUGGGGUUUUUUGUUAUCCCAGUAUAGUUAAGGUUUAUUCAUUGAGAGCUAAUUGUUGGAGAAGGAUUCAGGAUUUCCCGUUCGAGGUCUUUUCUAAUGAAGCUGGGAAACAUGUGGACGGGACUUUGAAUUGGGCUGUUUUUAGUGGACAAGAUGGGGAUUUUUCUAUUGUCUCCCUUGAUUUGGCUCAGGAGACAUAUAAGGAAGUGACCCAACCGUGCUAUGGCGACGGUGUGGAUGAAAGGACAUUAGGGGUCUUGGAUGGAUAUCUAUGUGUGCUUUGUAGUUAUAGGAAAUUGUAUGCUGAGGUUUGGGUUAUGAAAGAAUAUGGAAAGAGAGAGUCUUGGACUAAGCUGGUUAGUAUUCCAUACUUGCCGUAUCAAAGGUCUGAAAUGUUUUUGACACCUGUGUCUGUAUCAAAAAGUGGUGAAAUCUUAUUGCGUUAUGGGGUGAAUAUACUUCUGUACAAUCCCAAGAAGAAUAUGUUCAGGAUUCCCAUGUUUCCUUAUGAUGUUAUUUCUUAUAUUAGUCAAGCAGAAGUCUAUGAAGAGAGCCUCGUGUCGCCGACUGCAGUCAAUCAGCACAGAUGAGUGGUGUCAAUAGCUAGCAAAGAUAAAGGCUGCAGGUUGCAGUGUUUAUCAAAAAGUAUAACUCCCAACUUGGGCUACUGAUGGAGUUUUAGCAUGUUCAGCUACGAACUUUCCUCGCUGUUUUGGUCAGUUUCGGUCAUCGUUGUCGUCACUCUUAAACCUUCUAGUUGAUUAAGUUACAGUUAGUUCCACUUUCUGAUAAUUUUCACUCAAAUCAUGUCAUGUUUUUUAGCUUUGCAAUAUGUUUAUCAGCGUGUUAAUCCGUCAUUAAUUAUUUUCAACUUGUUCUGUUAAUGUAGUUUUAACUUUGAAUGCUGUUUUGCUGUAUACAUAUUAGCAGGCACUGAGUAGUUAUAUGUUUCAAAUUAGAUGUAAGAGUAUGUUUUCUUAUC
This is a messenger RNA of Gossypium raimondii (Peruvian cotton), 1735 nucleotides long. Its product is annotated as F-box/kelch-repeat protein At3g23880. The coding region runs from base 66 to 1343 and encodes 425 amino acids. The transcript is spliced from 2 exons. Gene Ontology annotation, molecular function: protein binding. NCBI's taxonomy places the organism in Eukaryota, Viridiplantae, Streptophyta, Magnoliopsida, Malvales, Malvaceae. The record is from RefSeq and is a predicted model, not a curated record.